AGAAACAUAAUAGUUUGGCAUGUUUCGAACAAACUGAUAUACUUGGAGGAGUGCAAAUAAAACCCAAACUCUCUUUCUCUUUGUUUUAUUCAAUUCAACAAAAUCCACUCACUCGCUUCACUGUCAUCCCAACCGCUAAGGAAGGAUUGAGUAGCUUCAUUCAUGGCAACCCAAUCACCAUCACCAUCACCAUCACCACCACCACCUCUUCCAUCUCCCACCGCCACCGAUGAAAAUCAAGGUGCUGAUAUUAUCCAACCGUCAAACAUGGAUCAGCAAAAUGCCGGAGAUGAGUCUGUUAAACCCAUUUCAUCUACAUCAGUCUUUGUGAACUCAGAACCAUUGCGGGAAGAACAAGUUCAGAAUGCUGUGAAAUUUCUAUCACACCCAAAAGUUAAAGGUUCGCCCGUCAUGUACAGGCGGUCAUUUUUGGAGAAGAAGGGUCUUACGAAGGAGGAGAUUGAUGAAGCCUUUCGGCGUGUGCCUGAUUCAGCUCCAACUGUGCAGACAUCUGGUGUAACUCAAGAUGGUCAAUUGAAGUCACCAUCAAACGUUCAGCAACAAGCCCAACAGCAAACUUUGCAGCCAGUUUUACCUGCUUCUACUGGUGUUAAUACUUCAUCUGGAGCCUUAUCACGAACCAGAUUUCACUGGUCCCAUGCCCUUAUGCUAGUUGGAUUCCUGACUGCUUCAGGUGCUGGAACAGUUUUAAUAAUUAAGAAAUCACUUCUUCCUCGGUUAAAAUCAUGGAUACGCAAGGUUGUCUUAGACGAAGAUGAUGAACAAUCAAAGAAAACUGACAACAAACCAACUUUGGUUGAAGAAGCCGCUCAAGCUGCUAAAUCAGCAGCAGCCGCAGCUGCAGAUGUGGCAAAAGCAAGCCAAGAAAUGUUGGCUUCAAAGGGUGAAGAAAGGAAAUACUUUGUGGAAGUUGUGGGUCUUUUAGAUAAGCAAGUACAAGAAAUGAAGUUAAUGACAAAUGCAAUAAGAAGAUUGGAAGGGCAAGAAGAUCUCCGAGUCAGUCAAACAAGUUUGAAGCAACUGGUUGCGAAUGGCAAGGCGGACUAUGACUUGCGUUCAGUGAGAUCAUUAUCCCCACCUGCACCUGUUGAACCAUCAGGUCCUCCUCAUCCGAAGUCAUAUAUGGAGAUAAUGGCCAUGGUCCAAAGAGGGGAGAAGCCUUCUAAUAUCAGAGAGAUCAAUGAUUUACCCCCCAACCCUAGUCAACAGCCGUCAGAUCCUCGCAUAUUGCCUAGAUCCAAGCCAUGGGAGAUUGGGCAGGUUCAAAACACGUCUAGCCAAGUGUUUCAGCCUCAAGCAAAUGGUGAAGAAUCGUAUAUCAAGGUCCAAGAUACCACUCAAUCAAAUGGGGAUGACCCAACUCCCUGGUGGCAGAAGAAAAAUGUCAGAAUCAGAGAGAUUGAUGAAAUUGAGUAUAAUGGAGCACCAAAUGGUUCUGCAUCCAGUCAGCAGCCCCUACAACGUGUGUGGGUUCCUCCUCAACCUCCACCGAUAGCUAUGGCGGGAGCUGCAGAAGCAAUCAGGCGCCCAAAACAGGCUGUCCAAAAGGAACAGGCGUCAGAUAACCAGUCAGUAGUUCAAUCUUCAGACAUCUCUAAUGGGGAGCAUGAGAUCCCAAAACCGUCGGAAUCUGAAGGUGCUGUAGAGGGAAGCAAUGUCGGCUCUGGUGAGAUACAAGUCUUACAAGAAGACCAUGAAACAACAUAUGAAUAGAAAUUAAGGUGAAACAUGAAGUUGGAAAUAGAGCUUGAAGUAGUCCCAAAUUCUGGAUAAACUGGACACAGUAUGUUUCAUAAACUGGAUAUCAAUACAAGAUGCAUAAGUGGGUGUCUUUUUCAUGAAAGAAUAUGGUACUAGCAGAAGUAUGCGCUAUUAUAGGUUUUAUGAUGUAUGUCAUAUUUUUAUAGUUACCGGCUAGCAGCUGCAAAAUACCCUUAUGGAAUGCGAUUAUUAUUUUUAUCAUAUAUUAU
Messenger RNA from Medicago truncatula (barrel medic), 1991 nucleotides. RefSeq names its product peroxisomal membrane protein PEX14. Lineage: Eukaryota; Viridiplantae; Streptophyta; Magnoliopsida; Fabales; Fabaceae. Gene Ontology annotation, biological process: protein import into peroxisome matrix, docking. The transcript is spliced from 12 exons. Gene Ontology annotation, molecular function: signaling receptor binding. The record is from RefSeq and is a predicted model, not a curated record. Bases 163 to 1734 code for a protein of 523 amino acids. Gene Ontology annotation, cellular component: peroxisomal membrane; peroxisomal importomer complex.